Molecule: messenger RNA, 2444 nt
Organism: Diabrotica virgifera virgifera (western corn rootworm)
Lineage: Eukaryota; Metazoa; Arthropoda; Insecta; Coleoptera; Chrysomelidae
Gene: Ir21a
Product: ionotropic receptor 21a
Exons: 9
Coding region: 9-2444 (811 amino acids)
Cellular component (GO): membrane
Molecular function (GO): ligand-gated monoatomic ion channel activity
Source: RefSeq, a predicted model, not a curated record
AGACUCCAAUGAAACCGUAUGUCAAAAUAGAUUACUCCUUUAUAGGUAAUCUGAGCAAAAUGUUGCUAUAUUUCUCGGUUUAUGCGAUAUUACAAUGUGUAACAGUUUCGGCUUCUGGAAGUGUGGACAAAAGAGCACUGCAGAAAUCUCACGAAAAAUCCCAACAAGAAAAAUGGGCAGAUGCCUUUCUAAACAGAAACCAGUUGGAACGACAGUUGGAUCUUGUGAUGCUUUUAAAACAGAUCACUGUUGACUACCUCUCUGACUGUACUCCGAUUAUUCUCUUUGAUACGUUCACGGAAAAAAAGGACAAUUUACUACUAGAAAAACUUUUAACAAGUUUUCCCAUAGCUUAUAUGCACGGUCAAAUUACCGAAGACUAUGAAGUCAAUUUAUUCACAAACAUCGACGAUAUGCAGCCCACAUGUUUAAGCUACUUGCUGUUCAUGAAAGACGUCAUGAAAUCAAAGGAGGUCAUUGGAGAACAAAACAAUGCUAAAGUAAUUGUGAUCGCAAGAUCUUCACAAUGGAGGGUGUUUGAGUUUUUAUCUCACGAGGAGUCUAGGUAUUUUGUAAAUCUACUGGUUAUUGUACAGUCUGAAAGAAUUAUGGCGGCCAAUGAGGAAGCUCCGUAUAUCUUAUAUACGCAUAAGCUUUACAUAGAUGCCCUUGGUUCCAGCAAACCUGUAGUCUUGUCAAGUUUUCAGGACGGAAAUUUAACAAGAAAAGUGGAUUUGUUUCCUAAAAAGUUCAGCGAUGGAUUUUCAGGACAUAGAUUCAUUGUAGCAAUGUCUAACCAACCCCCUUUUGUAAUUUUCAAAGGAGGAAGGAGUAAUGAAGGGGAAAAGAUCUUUGAGGGAAUUGAGGUUAGGUUGGUCAAUUUAUUGUCCAAGUUUUAUAAUUUUACUACUGACUAUAGAGAGGCAACAGAAGAUUCGGACGUGGGGUCAUCAGAAGCAGUAACUAGAACCGUAAUGAGGAAGAAGGCAAAUAUUGGAAUAGGCGGAAUUUAUGUUACUCCAGAUAAGAUGGACAGAAUGGGCUUGACUAGAUGGCAUUCUCGGGACUGCGCAGCAUUUAUUUCCCUCGCAUCAACAGCUCUACCAAGGUAUCGAGCUAUUUUAGGACCUUUUAACUGGACAGUCUGGAUAGCCCUGAUCUUCAUAUAUUUAGGCGGGAUCUUCCCUCUGGCGUUCUCAGAUAAACUUACACUUCGACAUUUAAUUAAAAAUCCAGAAGAAAUGGAAAAUAUGUUCUGGUAUGUCUUUGGAACAUUUACCAAUUGCUUCACAUUUUCUGGCAAAGGAUCCUGGAGUAAAGCUGAUAAAGUGACGACAAAACUCUUGAUAGGGUUUUACUGGAUAUUUACUAUAAUAAUAACAUCCUGUUAUACUGGUUCCAUCAUUGCAUUCGUAACUUUGCCAGUAUUUCCAUCAGUUGUGGAUACUGCCCGUCAGUUAUUGAGUGGAUGGUACCAAAUAGGAGUGCUGGAUAAAGGAGAAUGGCAGUAUUUAUUUCUGAACUCUAGUGAUGACGUAUCUGCAAAAUUACUUAAAAGUCUAGAUUUAGUUCCUACAAUUGAAGAAGGGUUAAAAAACACGACGAGGUAUUCUCUGUGGAAGUAUGCGUUUCUAGGAUCAAGGGCACAGUUGGAUUAUAUUGUCAGAACUAAUAUGAGUACAAGGAGCAAACGAUCUGUCCUACACAUAAGUAAAGAAUGUUUUGUGCCGUUUAGCGUCUCUCUGGCUUAUCCCUUAAAAGCUGUUUAUGGAGACGUAUUAAGCAAUGGAAUUGAAUUGAUUCAAGAAUCAGGUAUUAUGAGUAAAAUAAAAAGUGAUGUAGAAUGGGAGAUGAUGAGAAGCGCCACAGGAAAAUUGCUAGCUGCUAGUUCUGGAGGAGGACUAAAAGCUUUAAGUUACGAAGAUAAAGCUUUAAGUUUGGAGGAUACGCAAGGAAUGUUCCUACUCCUUGGCAUCGGCUUUGUUAUGGCAGGAAUCGCCUUGGUAUUUGAAUGGUUUGGUGGUUGCUACAAGAUAUGUCAACGGAAAAACAGACGCGGCAGUGACGAGUCCAUCGAAAGCAAUCCCAGAACUCAUGCAAGACAAACCAAUAGAAUUAAAUUUAAUUUCCAAGAACACUAUUCCAAGAUUAAGAGAUCCUUCGAAGAUUAUACUCAUGAUGAUUAUACUCAUGAUAAAGAUUAUACUCAUGAUAAAGAUACAAAUGAUGGUAGGGAUGUUAGUAACGAAAAUUCAGAAAAGAAAAGUGAACCAAAACACGAAGAUUCUGAAUUUUGCGUAAAGGACAACCAAAUUGAUAAUAUAAUCGAUGAAAUUUUUGAUAAUGCCCUUAAGGAAGCAAAUACAGAGAGACGACAGUUCGAAUUCGUUAGGCAAAGUGACCAGUCGUAUUCGAGUUUUGUGCGUUUAUUAUUGCGGAAGUGA